Messenger RNA from Chelonia mydas (Green sea turtle), 3562 nucleotides. It is a transcript of the gene PYROXD1, whose product is annotated as pyridine nucleotide-disulphide oxidoreductase domain 1. The coding region runs from base 108 to 1613 and encodes 501 amino acids. Gene Ontology annotation, molecular function: flavin adenine dinucleotide binding; oxidoreductase activity. The transcript has 12 exons. The record is from RefSeq and is a predicted model, not a curated record. Lineage: Eukaryota; Metazoa; Chordata; Testudines; Cheloniidae.
AUUGGGAGGGCGGCACCGCUAACGCGAAGGGACAAAGUUUGAGCUCCGCCCCGCACCGUACCCAGAGCUUCCCCCUCCCUCUGUUAUUGCCAGAUCCAGGCGUCGAGAUGGCGGCUCCCGUCCCCGUGCGGGGCCGGUUUGUGGUGGUGGGAGGGGGGAUUGCGGGAGUCACCUGCGCCGAGCGGCUGGCUACAGAAUUUCCAUCAGAAGAUAUUGUCUUAGUAACUGCUUCUCCAGUUAUAAAAGCAGUAACAAAUUUCAAACAGGUCUCCAAAACACUAGAGGAGUUUGAUGUUGAAGAACAACCAAGCACUAUGUUAGAAAAACGGUAUCCCAACAUUAAAGUUAUAGAGUCUGGAGUGAAAAAGUUGAAAAGUCAGGAGCAUAAAAUUUUCACAGAAGAUGGCAAACAGUGUAUAUAUGAAAAACUUUGUCUAUGUGCAGGAGCAAAACCCAAGUUAAUUUUUGAAGAAAACCCAUAUGUAUUAGGAAUCCGGGAUACUGACAGUGCUCAGGUCUUUCAGAAUCAUUUGGCUAAAGCUAAAAGAAUAGCAGUUGUGGGAAAUGGUGGCAUUGCACUCGAAUUAGUGUAUGAAGUUGAAGGAUGUGAAGUAAUUUGGGCCAUCAAAGACAAAGCCAUUGGGAAUACUUUCUUUGAUGCGGGAGCAGCUGAAUUCCUUAUUCCAAAGCUAACUGCUGAGAAAUUAGAGACUGCAAUUGCAUGUAAAAGAAUCAAAUAUACGACAGACGGAAGCGAGAAGGAAGAAGGAAGUGUGGCAGCAGCUGACAAACUUGGCAGUGCCUUAGGCCCUGAUUGGCAUGAGGGCCUACAUCUUAAAGGAACUAAAGAGUUUUCUCACAAAGUUCACAUUGAAACACUGUGUGAAAUAAAGAAAAUAUACCUUCAGCAAGAAUUCAAGCAGCUGCAGAAGACCUCUUUGUCUUUUCCUAAAGAUAAUUCAGAUAACCAGAAUGCACACCUGGAGGAAGAGCUGUGGCCUGUAUAUAUGGAAUUAACCAAUGGGAAGAUAUAUGGCUGUGAUUUCAUUGUCAGUGCAACUGGAGUUGUGCCAAAUGUUAAGCCAUUUCUUGAUGGUAAUAAUUUUGCUCUAGGUGAAGAUGGCGGUCUGAAAGUGGAUAAACAUAUGCACUCUUCAGUAGCAGAUAUCUAUGCAGCAGGGGAUAUCUGCACUGCAUCGUGGGAACCUAGUCCAGUGUGGCAGCAGAUGAGGCUUUGGACCCAAGCUAGGCAGAUGGGAUGGUAUGCAGCAAAGUGCAUGGUAGCAGAUUCUUUAGGGGAAUCUAUUGACAUGGACUUCAGUUUUGAACUCUUUGCUCAUGUUACAAAAUUUUUCAAUUAUAAGGUGGUGCUUUUGGGAAAGUACAAUGCUCAGGGUUUGGAUUUAGACUGUGAACUAAUGUUGAGGUGUACCAAAGGGCAAGAAUACGUCAAAGUGGUGAUGCAGAAUGGACGAAUGAUGGGAGCUGUAUUGAUUGGUGAAACAGAUUUAGAAGAAACCUUUGAAAACUUGAUUUUAAAUCAGAUGGAUCUUUCAGCAUAUGGGGAAGAUCUCCUAAAUCCAAAUGUUGACAUAGAGGAUUAUUUUGACUGAAACAAAAACAUUGCUUUCCAUGAUUUUAUUUAGAGUUUGAACUUUCAGUGCUGUGGUUUAUAUAACAGUUUACUCAGAAUUUACAGAAAUCAAGUAACCAGGUGUAAUUAAAAUUCUGAAGUGAAGAUAUGGUGCUGGGGCUGUCAGGCAGCUGGGUGGUGGGAGAUACGUGCUGAAAUGGAGCAGCACAAAAAAAAAAUUCUUUGGCAUAUCAGGACAAAGUGUACAUAAGUCUAUGAUAAAUCAGAUGGGAGUUAUUGUUCCUUUUUUAAAACAGGAAUUUUUCACAUUUUAGUAAUUUAGUACCUGAAAACCUUGAACUGUGGCAACCAGAUUGGAAUUCUAUAUUGUUUGACAACUGGCUUGUCCUUCCUUGUCAUUCUUAACCGAGCGUGUUGGGAGUACUGCGCUGGCUUGUCCUAGAAGUGCCACCUAGCAAUUUGGGACUGGUAGAGCACAAAGGCACUUAAAGAAAGGGGUAGCAGUCACACUGCAUCUUCAGUAUCACCUGCAGGAAGACUUGCAUUAACAGGAUCCCCUGGAGGAGCCUUAUUCUUGGAAACUGCCACAGCAUGUCAGUUUGGGCAUUAUACAGAUUUUCAUCAGCCCAUUCCCAAAGGGGAAGUCCAGGGCAUGCACUAAGUUCUUUGUGGCCCCUUGUGUCCAAAUGUGCAUGCAGGUUCAUCCCAGGUAACUGACACUGUCAUUUAAAAAAAGACACUUUUAAAACAGGCUUGUUUUUGCUAAGACUUUUUUGCUCUCUCAGAUUUAUUUGAACUCUGUAUCCAGGGAGGAGUUUGUGGACAUAUUAAAGCCUAAAACUUGUAUUGUGGCAAGUGCCAAUUGAAUAUUUAAUUUUGAGCUGCAAAAUAUUACUUUUAUUUCUGCCACUAAAAUAAAUUUACAAUAAUCUAGCACCUAGUAUAUUGGAAGUUAUACAAGUGGCAUGUUAUAAAUGGUGAUGGCACAAACCAAUUCAAAUCUCAAGCAUUUCCUGCAGCUAGCUUUCAGUAUCUGUUAACCCUUGAAAAUAAGUGCUCAAAGGAGCCAAGAACUUUAAAGCCAUUCCUAAAUAUCUUCUCUGUAUUCUACAGUGCAAGCUACAGCAAUGAGAUUUUAAUAUAAAAGAGCCAAGUAUUAAUUUCCAAAGCAAUAUUUUUCUUUUUAAAAUUACAUUAACAGUACAGUGUACUCCACUGAAUGAGGAUGGCCAUUUUCAUUGAAACUUCUUCCAGAAAAUCCCUUUAGCCUAAUUAUGAGGUAUUCAUUGCUGUUCAUAAAUAAGGAGUGAAUUAAUUCCACUUAAAGGGAUGUUUUCAGUAAAUGGUGUUUAAUCUUGUAUGAAAUUUUAAGCUUUAGUCUUAACACACAUUGAAAUUACUACAAGAAACAAUAAAGAUGAAUCAAAACAAGUAGUUUUUUAUGCAGUACAAAACUAUUUUGGUAGCUGUGGAUAUUGCUGAAAAAAAAAGUCUUAAAUGUAACAGUCUAAUUUUCCAUUUAUUGUCAAAACUAUACUAGCGCUCAGCCAAAAAUAUUGAAACAAGCAAGGAAGUUCAGCGUUUUUACAGAUGCUCUAUCACUGACACCUGCUGUUCAAAGAAAGGGGGGGGGAAGCAUGACUGUAAGAGGUAAGGAUGAAACUUUACCUUUUCUGUGAGGAACCUGGCUUAUUUAUCAUGAAGCACUAGCCUACAAACAUAUCAGGUGUGACCACCCUCCCUGGCCCCAGCCAAAUCAGCAGCAGAUAAAUGUUUUAACCACCUGGAAAAGCUGUUAGAUAAACGCAGCAUGUAAGAAUUUUGAAAACUUGAGAACUAACCUAACAAGUGCCUAAAUAUAGUUUUAUUGUAGGUACCUGAGUUUUUUGAAAAUCUUGACAAAUGCAUAUAUAUGUAGGUGAUUUACCAGAGCAUCAUGUCUGCACCUAUUAAAUCUACAUUUAAGGA